Raphanus sativus (radish) is the source of this 1874-nucleotide messenger RNA. Its product is annotated as calcium-dependent protein kinase 3. Gene Ontology annotation, molecular function: calcium ion binding; calcium-dependent protein serine/threonine kinase activity; ATP binding. The record is from RefSeq and is a predicted model, not a curated record. Lineage: Eukaryota; Viridiplantae; Streptophyta; Magnoliopsida; Brassicales; Brassicaceae. Gene Ontology annotation, biological process: intracellular signal transduction; peptidyl-serine phosphorylation; protein autophosphorylation. Gene Ontology annotation, cellular component: nucleus; cytoplasm.
CUCUCAGUUGACUUUAUUGACUCAGAGAAAGAAAGUUCGCUCGAACAAUGGGACACAGACACAGCAAGUCCAAAUCCUCCGGUUCGCCACCACCGUCCUCCUCUUCCUCCUCCGGAAACGUCGUCCACCAUGUCCAACCCGGAGAACGCCGCGGAUCUUCCGGCUCCGGUUCCACACCCGUCGGAUCUUCCUCAACCGGCGGAGGAUCCCGCUCCGCCGCAUCCCCUCAGCAGAACGGUCGGAUCUUAGGCCGACCGAUGGAGAACGUCAGGGGAACGUACGAGUUCGGUCGUGAGCUAGGCCGUGGCCAGUUCGGAGUCACUUACCUCGUCACUCACAAAGAGACCAAAAAACUCUUCGCCUGCAAGGCCAUCCCCACGCGCCGCCUCGUCCACCGCGACGACAUUGAAGAUGUCCGCCGCGAAGUCCAGAUUAUGCACCAUCUCAGUGGCCACCGGAACAUAGUGGACUUGAAGGGAGCGUACGAGGACAGACACUCGGUGAAUCUGGUAAUGGAGCUGUGUGAAGGAGGGGAGCUUUUCGAUAGGAUCAUAGCGAAAGGUCAUUACUCGGAGAGAGCAGCUGCGGAUUUGUGCAGGCAGAUGGUGAUGGUUGUGCAUAGCUGUCACUCUAUGGGCGUGAUGCACCGUGAUUUGAAGCCUGAGAACUUUCUCUUUUUGAGCAAAGACGAGAGCUCUCCGUUGAAAGCUACGGACUUUGGUCUAUCCGUCUUCUUUAAACCGGGAGAUAAGUUUAAGGAUCUUGUUGGGAGCGCGUACUACGUUGCUCCGGAGGUUUUGAAACGGAACUAUGGACCAGAGGCUGAUAUCUGGAGUGCCGGUGUGAUUCUUUAUAUCCUUAUCAGCGGUGUCCCACCUUUUUGGGGAGAAAAUGAGACAGGGAUCUUUGAUGCUAUUCUAAAAGGAGAGCUUGAUUUUUCAGCUGAUCCGUGGCCGUCUGUGUCUAGUGGUGCCAAAGAUCUUGUGAGGAAAAUGUUGAAGUAUGACCCUAAAGACCGGCUUACAGCUAGUGAAGUGCUAAACCAUCCGUGGAUUAAAGAAGACGGAGAGGCGUCAGACAAACCGCUUGACAAUGCUGUGUUGUCCAGGAUGAAACAGUUCAGAGCGAUGAACAAACUAAAGAAGAUGGCACUGAAGGUCAUAGCAGAGAACCUAUCUGAAGAAGAAAUCAUUGGUCUGAAAGAGAUGUUCAAAGCUCUAGACGUCGAUAAAAACGGAAUAGUCACCUUGGAGGAGUUGAGAACCGGUCUCCCAAAGCUUGGCAAUAAGAUCUCUGAGGCUGAAAUCAAACAGUUGAUGGAAGCAGCUGAUAUGGAUGGAGAUGGAUCGAUUGACUACUUGGAGUUUAUAUCAGCGACAAUGCAUAUGAACAGAAUCGAACGUGAGGAUCACUUGUACACUGCUUUCCAGUACUUCGACAAGGAUAACAGCGGUUACAUAACAAUGGAAGAACUAGAGCAGGCCAUGAAGAAAUACAACAUGGGUGAUGACAAAUCCAUCAAAGAGAUCAUUGCUGAAGUUGACACCGAUCGUGACGGGAAAAUAAACUACGAAGAGUUCGUAGCGAUGAUGAAGAAGGGAAAUCCAGAACUGGUGACUAACCGACGCAGAGUCAACAUGUAAAACGAAUGAACGUUGGAGACGGUGAUAAUAACCACAACAAGUCUCUUUCUCAAUAUGUUUCUCUCUGACGAGAGAUCUUUUGAUGUAUCUUUUGUUUGCUUUGCUUCUUCCCUCUUUACUGUAACUUAGCUUUGUUGGUUUUGUUACAAUAAUGUUGUUUAUUUCCCCCAUUUUGCAAGAUCUUCUUUUAUCCCCACAUUAUUGGAUUAUAAAAAAAGCCAUUUGCAGGUU